Messenger RNA from Brassica rapa (field mustard), 756 nucleotides. Its product is annotated as protein disulfide-isomerase LQY1, chloroplastic. Gene Ontology annotation, cellular component: chloroplast. Gene Ontology annotation, molecular function: protein disulfide isomerase activity. Gene Ontology annotation, biological process: photosystem II repair. Lineage: Eukaryota; Viridiplantae; Streptophyta; Magnoliopsida; Brassicales; Brassicaceae. The record is from RefSeq and is a predicted model, not a curated record.
CAGUGAGUAAUCUAGUGGCUGAGAUCAACUCAAAACCACUGGUUCUUCUUCUUCUUCGUCUUCCUCCUCUCAUCUUCGCGCCAUCGAGAAAAAUGCCAGUUUCAACAGCUCCGUCUCCGCCUCGUCUUCAAUCUCCGUUCAUCCACCGUCCAAUCAAUGCCACUCCGUCUUCUUCCCGUUCACUCUCCGCGAGGAAUCUCCGUUCGCCGUCAACGUCUUCUUAUCCGCGAAUCAAAUCAGAAGUCGACACGAACACGGUAAUCGCAAUCUCUGUAGGCGUGGCGAGCGUCGCGUUGGGAAUCGGAAUACCUGUCUUCUACGAGACGCAGAUCGACAACGCCGCUAAGAGAGAGAACACUCAGCCUUGUUUUCCUUGCAAUGGCACUGGAGCUCAGAAGUGCAGGUUGUGUGUGGGAAGUGGGAACGUGACGGUAGAGCUUGGUGGAGGAGAGAAGGAAGUGUCGAGCUGUAUCAACUGUGAUGGUGCUGGUUCCUUGACUUGCACUACUUGUCAAGGCUCUGGUGUUCAACCUCGAUACCUUGAUCGAAGGGAGUUCAAGGAUGAUGACUAGAUAUCUUUGCACCUGAUUACGAUAUGAAAAGAGUCUCUUCUCCUCCCUCCCCCUCUCAUAGUUAUUCAUUGUGUGUCGACCUUUGUACAAUACUGUAUUUUUUUGUUCACCAAAUGUGUAAGAAAUCAUGACCUUGUAACAGUUGAAGGAAAGUUUCCUGCACUUGAACUUUCAACCAUGUCAA